GUAUCCUCUUCCUCGCCCGCCGAUCCCCGCCCCACCCCUCGAGGAGCAUCCCGCUGCUCCCGCCACAUCCUCGCCGGCCGUUCUGCAGGCUGUUCAGCACAAGCAAUUUGGAAGUUCUGUGAACCCCACUGAAGAUUUGGAGGGUCCUCUAGCAGGGUUUUUUAAAAAUACUGAUGGAUGGGGAAUCCCAAACCAUUAGUAAAUUAUCAUGUGAGCAGAUGUACUCUUGGUACUUCACCAGGGAAGAACUAGAGAAACUUUCCCCAUCUAGGAAAGAUGGUAUUACUGAGAAGAUGGAGUCAGAAAUUCGGCAGUUGUAUUGUUCAUUCAUUCGGGAUGUUGGCAUUAGACUGAAACUACCACAGAUGACUAUAGCGACAGCGAUAAUGUUCUGCCAUCGUUUCUACCUACACCAGUCCCUUGCCAAAAAUGGAUGGCAGACGAUUGCAACAGUGUGCAUAUUUCUGGCUUCAAAAGUUGAAGAUACACCAUGUCCUCUGGACCAUGUUAUUAGAGUGGCAUAUUGUACAAUAUAUAGGAGGGACCCAGCUACAGCUCGAAGAAUCCACCAGAAGGAUGUAUUUGAGAAGCAGAAAGCACAAAUUUUGACUGGGGAGAGAUUAGUUCUUACAACUGUUCGGUUUGAUUUCAAUAUUCAACAUCCUUAUAGACCACUACUAGAUGCUAUGGAAAAGCUUGGGAUCACUCAGAAGGAAGUGAAACAAGUAGCUUGGAACUUCGUAAAUGAUUGGCUUAAAACAACGUUGUGCCUACAGUAUAAGCCCCAAUACAUAGCUGCUGGUUCUCUCUACCUGGCUGCUAAGCUUCAAAACAUCAAGCUUCCUGUGCAUGCAGGACAUGUUUGGUGGCACCAAUUUGAUAUUGCCCCAAAGCCUUUGGAAGCUGUCCUUCAGCAAAUGAGGGAGAUGGUUCAUAUGAAAGCACAGCUAUUUGCUCAUCCCAGCCCUGCUAAGCAAAAGGAAGCUCUUUUUGAAGGAAUGCCGCUCAUAUCAAACAGCCCAGAUUCUGUGUUGACUCAGUCUAGCUUGUUAGUAAGCAGCUCAAGUCCUGAAAUUAGUGACCCCAAUGACCACCUUCAGGUGGAUUCAAGUCAAGACAUAGUAAGCAUGCAUAUCGAGGAUGGGGGGAAGUCAUAUUCUGAAAGGAAUUUAAUGAAUAUGACUUCUGCUAGGAACAAUCCCAGUAAAACACACAAUAAAGAAAGCCUGGGUCAGGACUUAAAAAUCAAACAUGGUAGUGGAGUGAUCUCAUGUAACCAGCAGAUACCAUUAGAAUCAACUGCAAAGAUUGGUAUUAGCACAGAUAAAUGUGUGGAACAGAAUGUUAGCAUUUGUAGCAACUCCAGGAACACAUUCAAUGCCGAAGUCUUGAACCAAGUCCCAAUAAGUUGGCAAAGUGUUGAUAGAGCAAACUUAUGUUCCGAGGGUGGACCAUUGCAUACAUAUGUGGACAGCAAGAGCACUCAGUGUGUGGAACCACCCACUACAAACAGCAACUAUUCUGGUGACAGUUUCAAUGUGAAUAGCUUGUGCUUUGAUCAGGGGGCUAAUUCGUCUGCAGGUACCAUGGAGAAGGCAUCAUCUGUAUCGCCAGUUCAUAUGAGGGUUGACCAUUUGUGUGUGGAACGUAGAAAGGUAGAUGUUGUACGGAUAAAGGAUUUGUUGAUGAAGAGAAAGAGACAAAGAGAAAGACAAGAGCAGCACAUUCCUUCAGUUGACCUAAGUGAAGAAGCCUGGAUUGAGAAAGAACUCGAGUCUGGUAUUGUUAUUAAAAAAGCUGACCAUGCUGUUGCCUUAGAUGAUUUAAGUGUUGAAGGCUGGAUUGAGAGAGAACUGGAGUCUGGAAUCAUUAUUGGAAAAACAAAUGACAAGCCUGUUGCUUUUGAUGGUUUGAGUGAAGAUGAUUGGAUUGAGAGAGAGCUUGAGUCUGGGAUUAUAUUUGAACCAGGCCAAGCUGGUAAGAAGCUAAAGUCAAGCUUCUGUUAGCCCAUGAGUGCGGCAUUCAGAGGGUCAUGAGAAAAUGAAUAGCAGGGGAAAUAAAAGGCAAACAAAAGCAAAUUCAUGUCAAGAAGAAUAUCAGAUAGCAAUACAGAUAGGAGCAGCAUUGUUUACCCACGUUCUUUAUUUGCUUGAAUUAACUAUACUCCUCGCAGUAAAGAAUUUUUUUUUCAUUUUGUAACUAGUAAAGGUGGGAUUUACAAUUUCAAUUUCAGGUUGUAGGUGCAACUGUACAAUAAUCGAGUGUAACUGUACAAAUUCCGUUGUUCUUAGCUGCUAAUCCUUCAUUGUACUGUAUCUGUCAUAAAAAUGAAAAUAAUUUUUUUGGCGUACCACACCUGUUUGUACACUAAAGGUGAACAUAUGUUGGAACUUUGUUCGAGUAAGAAGUUGGUCACA
Oryza brachyantha (malo sina) is the source of this 2417-nucleotide messenger RNA. RefSeq names its product cyclin-T1-2-like. Gene Ontology annotation, molecular function: cyclin-dependent protein serine/threonine kinase activator activity. The transcript is spliced from 7 exons. Gene Ontology annotation, cellular component: nucleus; cyclin/CDK positive transcription elongation factor complex. NCBI's taxonomy places the organism in Eukaryota, Viridiplantae, Streptophyta, Magnoliopsida, Poales, Poaceae. Bases 174 to 2006 code for a protein of 610 amino acids. The record is from RefSeq and is a predicted model, not a curated record. Gene Ontology annotation, biological process: positive regulation of DNA-templated transcription, elongation; regulation of transcription by RNA polymerase II.